GUUUGUGCGCAUGCGGGGGUCAGGGUUGACAAGCUCCACACAGUCGUGGAAGGAGUGCGGUGGCUAAGCUAACAGUAACCACCGCAACUAGCUACAUGUGGAGGGUAAAACGGGAGGCAUCCCCGACCCCAACUCUGUCCAAAUUCCUCCGUUUUACCCCAAAAUACUCUUGAGUUCAGCCUCAUCGAAAAUAAGGGAUAUUAUCUUUUUACAAUGAAAGGUAGCCGGAUCGAGCUGGGGGAUGUUACGCCCCACAACAUAAAGCAGUUGAAACGCCUGAACCAGGUCAUCUUCCCUGUCAGCUACAAUGACAAGUUUUACAAAGAUGUACUGGAAGUUGGAGAGCUUGCAAAGCUAGCAUACUUCAAUGACAUUGCGGUGGGUGCUGUGUGCUGCAGAGUGGACCACUCUCAGAACCAGAAGAGACUGUACAUCAUGACGUUGGGCUGUCUAGCACCCUACCGUAGACUUGGAAUUGGUACAAAGAUGCUGAAUCAUGUGCUAAACAUCUGUGAGAAGGAUGGCACUUUUGACAACAUUUACCUUCAUGUGCAGAUCAGCAAUGAGUCAGCCAUUCACUUUUACCAGAAGUUUGGCUUUGAGAUCAUCGAAACAAAAAAGAAUUACUACAAGAGGAUAGAGCCCGCAGAUGCCCAUGUGUUGCAGAAGAGCCUGCGCAGCCCAUGUGCACCGCCCAGUGGAGAGCUUCAGAAGGCAGAGUAGGGGCACAGUGUUUGGCGAGAGCACAGUUGUGCCAGCCUCCACAGAAACAGAACUGUGACAAACGCCCCGGGGUCGACAAUUCAACACAGGACGCCAAAAACGAAACAAAUUUAAAGUACAAAAAAUGCUGCAUUUCUUUUGCAAAGGGGUCCCCUGUUUUUGCAUAUUUUAUUGCUUUGUGUCCUCGUACAGAUAAUUGGAAAACAACAACAAAUUUAAAAUUCAAAAGCGCUCCAAUUGACAUGGUUGCCAACUUUAGAGUUGGUGCAAGGAGAGGGUGUGGUGUUUUGCAAAUCAUACUGUUUGUGUUUGAGUUGUUUUUAUGCGGUUAUAAAAGCUAAUUGGGACAUAUCUUUACUGUUGACCAGAAAUAAAACCGUUGGUUAGAGCCUGCACAAAAGUACUAGCUGGUCAGCUUGGAGUGAUGCUUUGAGUUGUAAGGUGGGGACGGUCACAACUCGAUCCCCUCAGCACCUGAAACUUGGGAAUUAUGGUAAAUUAGUCUGACCAGCUUUUCAAUGUUCUGAACAGAGUUCGGGUGUAAAGAAGGCUGAACAGUUUUGAGGUGGUGGAAAGACACUGUCACCACUCAUAGUUUCUGAAUAACUUUAUUUUCCAGCCUGUUAAUUUAAUUCCCCAUCAACAUUUCUAUUUUUUACAUUAAAACGGCAAGUGGUUCAGAGGUUCUCCUGGGUUAACUAAGACUGAAAAAAUUCUAGAAAAAGCAAAACAAACUUAAUAUUGCAUUGAAGGUGUUUCUGAAAAGGGCACUCGCAUAGUUUUGGUGGUUAAAUUUGCCCGCUUUGGAUUUGAUAUGGGCAUUUCUUUUGGUAGUAUAACGAAGGUGUGUUAGGAUCUCUAAGGAAUGGAAGUAUUUUGGGACAUCUUACCAUAAACAUGUUUGAGCCCUUUCCAGAAUUUGUCCUCUAUAGCUACCUGCCUCAGUCGGCUUCUGUUAAACACAACACCUUUCUGAUACUUUGGCAAUAUUGGUAUUGUCCCUUGAAAAGUGUUUAACCCAGAGGAAGCUCUGUCCCCUCUGCAUGCAAGGAGAGUUGUGUCCUCUCCACUGUAGUAUAACGUUAAGCAUGUUUUUUCCUUUCUUUGAAGAAUUUUAUCUUUUCUGGAGCUCUAUAUUGUAAGACUUUUUAACGUCUAAAUAAAGGAAUUACUAUUUGCAGUA
Messenger RNA from Pungitius pungitius (ninespine stickleback), 1906 nucleotides. It is a transcript of the gene naa50, whose product is annotated as N-alpha-acetyltransferase 50, NatE catalytic subunit. NCBI's taxonomy places the organism in Eukaryota, Metazoa, Chordata, Actinopteri, Perciformes, Gasterosteidae. Gene Ontology annotation, cellular component: NatA complex. Gene Ontology annotation, molecular function: N-acetyltransferase activity. The transcript has 5 exons. Gene Ontology annotation, biological process: mitotic sister chromatid cohesion. The record is from RefSeq and is a predicted model, not a curated record. Bases 214 to 723 code for a protein of 169 amino acids.